Molecule: messenger RNA, 567 nt
Organism: Insectozyma verbasci
Lineage: Eukaryota; Fungi; Ascomycota; Pichiomycetes; Serinales; Debaryomycetaceae
Source: the annotation of a GenBank genome assembly
AUGAUUAAACGAAAUCUACAUAAAUCGACAAGACACAACUUAUUUGGUGGAAAAUCAUUAAAACCAAGUCAACAACAAUUGUUCACUCCACCAUCGACAACAUCACAAAAAUCAAAACCGCCAGCAAAUCCAUCCGACAUACUCAAGAAAAAUGACAUCUUAAUGUAUUCAAGCAAACCUUUGAACUAUAUAGAAUCAAUUAAAAAAGAUGGAUUCCACCUAGCUAAUAAUCUACUAAUUACUGCUCCAUACGGGUUAGUUCUAAUCAAUUCAGAAUCAUUUCAAGUCAAUCUCGAAAAUGGCUAUAAAAAUUUCAAAAAUUAUCUAAUUGAAUUUGAACCAUCUGUUUUAGAAAUAUUUAAAAAGGUGCAUCCUAAACCUGAGAUUCUUGUUAUUGGACUAGGUAAAUUCUCCAGAAUGUUGAGUGAGAAUAAUCGAUUGUUUUUUAGUGAAUUGGGCAUCCAAGUUGAAGUCUCUGAUUCUAAUAAUGCUGGUCAAAUCUUUGAUUUAUUGGCUACUGAAAGACCUGGUGUUAUUGGUGCUUUAUUGUUGCCUCCAAACGUAUAA